UCUUCUUUCCUUCACCAUCCUCACAACAAAUCGUCAAAUGUCGCUUAUCCCAAUAUCCUGACACCAUUAUUCGACGAGUAAACAUAUUGUGAGAUCAUAUAAAUCCAGUCGCUUUGCUGUUUGCAACAAUGAAAGAGUAUCUUGACUCUAACCGAGUCAAUUUCUUGAUUUGGAGAUAUUUAAUCGAAGGCAAUUAUCGAGAAACAGCCGUCAAAUUCCAAAAAGAGUGGCACGUCGAGGAACCUCACCGACAGCUAGAUUUCGCGCAACAUGUAAAAAGCCAUGCGCUAGUCAAUGUCAUUAACAAGGGUCUACUCUAUAGCUCAUUAGAACGUGAUCAUGCGCAGUCGCAAGUACCUCGUGACGCCGCAGUAGCGGCACUGGCCGAGGCGAUGCAGCUAGGGAUAUUUGGUCCAGUGCGCGCACAUCCACCACUUCACCAGCAGCUAGAAGAUGAGCAGCAGCAGACAGAUUCGAUGGAUCAAGAUGAUACGCAAGUAACGGAAAUGGCAGUAACGGCAGCUACGUCCGGGGGUGAACUAGAAAAUAACCGAAAACGUCAAAUUGACAAGCAACCGCAGGCGCAGCUUCUCAAUGGUUCACCAGCCAAGCGACCAAGACUGAGCAAUGGGUACGAAAAUGGGGUGGAUGCAGCCACAACUCCAAUGGAACUUGACGGGCAGAACCACGACAACCAUGCUUACCCAUCCCCCCAAGAAGGCGAACAGGCACCGACGCCAACUCCCCGUACUGAUGGACCCGAACAGGGCACACAGGUCGAGAAAGUCGAAGAAUUGGCUACCGAGACUACUUUCAUCCCCUUGGGCGUCCAGAGGCUUGAAGAUGCACCAACUUCUUCACCAACCACGGCAUUGGCUGGAAUUAAUGGCGAAAGCGCGCCUGUGCUCCUGCAUUGCCAGUGGCAUCCCCGAGAUCCCACAAUCUUGGCGGCUGCUGGAACCGAUGCGCUAGCCCGAAUUUGGAACGUUUCGCGUGUAGCCACAACCGAUCAUGCAUCUGAUGGUCACGUGAAUGGCGUCGCUCCAAAUUUCAAUGAUUUUCACUCCCUACUCGAAGAAGAUACCCAAACUAAGACCACCGUCACGGCUAUGGCUUGGAAUUGGGAUGGAUCGGCUAUUGCGGUAGCCACUGAUUCAGAUUCGAAAGCCCGGAUCAGCCUCUGGACUCCUGAUGGUUCUCACCUACAGGGUUUCGAGGUUGCCGAGCCACCCGUCAUUAAGCUACGUUGGAAUCCUAAUAACGCUGCCAUUCUAGGAAUUGCGCCAGAGAACGGAGGGGCCUUGAUAACUGUUUACCAUGCCGUGACAGCAAACUCGAUUUCCUACUUUCUAUCUCAACAUGAUCUACAUAGUGAACCUUUGGAUGCAGCAUGGACGAGCGAAUCCGAGUUCUUAUUAUGCGGUGGCGACGUUCUGAUGGCUCUAAAAUGUGCUGAGGGCGAGAUUAAGGAGUUGAGGAAGUUUGCUAUUCGCGAGGAAGAUAGCUUAACGCAAGUUCAAUUUGACUGGAGGAGUUCUUUAGCGGCUACUUGCGGAGAAAAGGGUUAUGUUGACAUCUGGGAUAAUAACGGUAGGCGACGUGAGAUAAAAGCUCACUGCGACGCAGUCACUGCGAUAGCCUGGCAACCGUUACAACAACAACCUUCAGGUGACGAACGGCUUUUGGCUUCCGGCGGAGAGGAUGGAGCCGUCUUCAUAUGGAAUGCUCUUGCUACUGAUGGGAAAGCGAAAUGUUCGAUGACCAUGGGACCGCCUAUUGUUGCCCUUGCUUUCACUCCCGAUGGCGCAUUCAUUGCUGGGGCUACGAGCGAGAGAAUUCUAAUUUGGAAGGUAGGAGAAUGUAGUAUUCCGCGUGCAAGCUGGAGUCGCGCCCCCCAUCCUGGCUGGUUUAGCCCGCGAAUGAAUCCUGAAUCGGAUGAGGAAGACGAACAUUGUUUGGGAUGGGAUGCAACAGGCCACAAGUUAGCAUAUGGGGUCAACAGUCGACUCGCCGUUAUCAACUUUAGAUGAUAGCGUAAGACCACUCGCAUUUAUGAUGUUUUAUAGAUGCAGUCCCGACGGAACCCAACCCACUCGGCUCCGGUUUGCAUGACG
Molecule: messenger RNA, 2114 nt
Organism: Annulohypoxylon maeteangense
Lineage: Eukaryota; Fungi; Ascomycota; Sordariomycetes; Xylariales; Hypoxylaceae
Product: WD40 repeat-like protein
Exons: 6
Coding region: 129-2030 (633 amino acids)
Biological process (GO): regulation of transcription by RNA polymerase II
Cellular component (GO): Set3 complex
Molecular function (GO): transcription corepressor activity; protein binding
Source: RefSeq, a predicted model, not a curated record